GCCACUCCAGGCACUCACCACACUGUUAGGCACCUAUUGACUUUGAAAUAUCUCUGGACGGGGCUGCCUUUUCUUUUCUUUUUUUUUUCUCUUACAUCUCUCACCUCCCGUUCUUGCAGUGACGACGAUCGUUCGCAAGACUCAACCACCCCGCUACCGAACAUUCAUCGACCAUCUCAUAUCGAAAGAAUACAUUAUCCCCUUAAAAUGGACGGUUCCUCCCUCCCUUACACCUGCAACACCUGCCUGGUCGCUUGGCGCAGCAGCCAGGUCCAGCGUGAGCACAUGCGCACAGACUGGCACUUGUAUAAUGUCAAGCGCCGUGUCGCCUCUCUGCCCCCCGUUUCGCUGCCAACAUUCAACGAGAAAGUCCUCGCUGUCCAAGCCUCAUCCACCGCCGCGGCUGCCAAGGCAUCCUUCGAAAAGACCUGCGUUGCCUGCCAGAAGACAUUCUACAGCGAGAACUCGUGUCAGAACCACAUCAAGAGCUCGAAACACAAGUCGCGCGAGGCACGGAUGAGCAAGGAGCACGCCGAUGAUGCCUCCUCAGUUAUGAGUUCGACCUUUUCGCUUGGAGAGCCGAUUAACAAGACCCAAGAGAAUGACGAUGUCGCCAAGGCUACCGACAGCCUGAAGGCAGCAACGAUUGAAGAGGGGGAUGAACAAGAAGAGGAGCCUGAUAACGGAGAGUACUCGUCAUCUCGCUGCCUGUUCUGCAACAACAAGGAAUCCGACAUCAACACCAACAUCGAGCACAUGCUCAAGAGCCACGGCAUGUUCAUCCCGGAGAAGGAUUACCUCGUCAACCCUGAAGGUCUUAUUAAAUGGCUGUACCGCAAGAUCAACGAGAACAACGAAUGUCUCUACUGUCACGCAAUCCGGAACAACCCCGCUGGCGCCCGCACACACAUGCGCGACAAGGGCCACUGCAUGAUUGCUUUCGAAACCGAAGACGAACAGAUCGAGAUCGGCCAAUACUACGACUUCAGAAGCACCUACUCUGACGACGAUGACGCUGAAUCGACCACCAGCGACGUCGCAGAAGGCGGCGUCAAGGUCACAUCAGAAGGCGACGACGACGGCUGGGAAACCGACGCCUCCUCCGUCGACGAAGACGAAGAAGAAGAGGAGCAGAAACUGGCCCUCAGCCGCAAGAACAAUGCCGUCGUCCUCGAGGACGAAUUCGAACUCCACCUCCCCUCCGGCCGUACAGUCGGCCACCGCUCCCUCGCCAAGUACUACCGCCAGAACCUGCACAACUACCCGACGCCCUCUGAACGCGAAGAACGCCAACUCGCCAUUGAAAACGGCGAGAUCGAACCCGAACAACCCAAGCCCAGAGGCCGCAACCUCAACCGCGCGGUUGUUUCCCGCGCCAACGGUGGCUCGGGCAUGGUCGGUAUUCCGGAGGAGCAGAGACGGACCGUUACCAAGACCGAGCACAAGCAGAAUGAUCGUGCUCAGCGACAAGAAUUCAGAUACCGUGCCCGUAUUAACAGGGCUGCUAACCACCAGAAGCACUACCGGGAUCCCCUCCUGCAAUGAUCCUGUGCGCAAGUGGAGGAAAUUGGUUUCUCAUGGUGGUCUCUUUUACACCAUUAUUGUUAUGUUUCUACGUUUUAUCUGUUUACGAAUCCCUCUCUCUAUCCUGCAUAUGUCUUUUCCUUGAGUGUUUAUGUUCGAGGAGCAUGGUGUUUAUUCCCAUAUGAGAAAUGAAAAAGUGUUUUUCUUGAAUUCAAAAUCAACAUAUUAUCCUGCAG
Molecule: messenger RNA, 1760 nt
Organism: Aspergillus glaucus CBS 516.65
Lineage: Eukaryota; Fungi; Ascomycota; Eurotiomycetes; Eurotiales; Aspergillaceae
Product: putative C2H2 finger domain protein
Exons: 3
Coding region: 208-1545 (445 amino acids)
Biological process (GO): ribosomal large subunit biogenesis
Cellular component (GO): preribosome, large subunit precursor
Molecular function (GO): nucleic acid binding; zinc ion binding
Source: RefSeq, a predicted model, not a curated record